GCACAGCUUGCAGAAUAUAAGGACAAGGGUGCGGGUGCUCAGGUUCCAGCUCCUUCAGACGCCCAGCAAGCCUCUGUUUGCCCUUGAAACUUUUCCACCCUGGAAAUACAUAGAAACACCAUGUUGUAUUGGCACAAUCAGACUGAGCAUUACUGGCCAGCUCAAACAGAGCAUUACCACCAGUAUGUCACCACGAAUGGAGGACGUGACAUGCUGCCGUUACCUCUCUUCAAGCAUGAAGACUCUGCUCUUUCUUCAGACCAUGACGCUAGUGCCAUCACCUUCCAGUACGUCCUGGGUGCAGCCACAUCACCUGCUGUGAAACUGCAUGAGGAGACACUCACUUACCUUAACCAAGGUCAAUCAUAUGAGAUCCGUAUGAUAUGCAAUCAAAAUAUGAGGGGACUGUUGGAACUGAAUGGGAAGAUGCUGAAGAGUAUAGUAAGGGUGGUCUUUCAUGACAGGCGCUUACAGUACAGUGAACACCAACAGUUCCAGGGCUGGAAGUGGAGCAGACCCGGAGACCGACUACUCGAUAUCGAUAUUCCUCUGUCAGUUGGAAUUGUCGACCCGCGAGUAAACCCCACGCUGCUGAAUGCUGCGGAGUUUUUCUGGGACCCAAAGAAACAAACCUCUGUCUCCAUUCAGGUUCACUGCAUCAGCACAGAAUUCACCCCCAGGAAAAAUGGUGGCGAGAAAGGGGUCCCCUUCAGAAUUCAGAUUGACACCUUCAAGCUAAGUGAGAACGGAGACUACACCGAGCAUCUGCACUCAGCGAGCUGUCAGGUUAAAGUGUUUAAGCCCAAAGGUGCUGACAGGAAACUGAAAACUGAUAAGGAGAAGAUAGAGAAACGGUCUCCACAGGAGAGGUCCAAGUACCAGCCAGCGUACGAAACCACGGUGCUGACUGAGUGUUCUCCCUGGCCUGACACCCCACCCUGUACAAAUGUUAGCCCAGCUGGAAGCCCAGGGUAUAGCCCAGCAUCACCAAUUCCAUUCAACAUCCCAGAAGGGAGCUGUUCAUCUCCAAACCAUCAGGUGGAUGGAUCAGUACAGAGCACGAUGGAGCAUCUGUCACCAACGUUAACAAUUCAGGAAACGCAACAAUGGCUUCAUUUACAUCGAUUCACACCCUUUUGUAAACUCUUUGCAAAUUUCUCAGGGGCCGAUCUACUUAAACUCUCACGCGAUGACAUCAUUCAAAUUUGCGGGCCAGCAGACGGAAUCAGACUCUUUAACACACUGCGACUGAGGUCCAUUCGGCCGCGCCUCACCAUUUACAUGUGUGAGGAGCCCACUCAGGGAAAGGAGAAAGAAGAUUGCCAGGACUCCCCCAAUGCUGCCAUGUGUGUUUACAAGGAAAUCUACUUGGAAGAUCUAACCAAAGCUGAACUAACCAACAAGUUGGCAGCUCUCUUCAGCAUCUCACCGAGCCAGAUCCUUCAGAUCUACAGACAGGGAGCAGCUGGGAUCCAUAUCCUGGUUGGGGAUCAGAUGAUUCGAAAUCUUCCAGAUGAAUCCAGUUUUAUAAUUAACUCGCUGAAAGUGGACAGCUUAGGUGGCUACUACAUGAUUUUAAAAUAGGAAACAGGGAGCUGUUGCGUCUGAAAAAGAAUGAAAUCGGUGAAGUUGUGAACUUUCAUCUUUCACUCCGCGAGCAACAGGAGCGUAGAUCAACCUAAAUUAUUGCACAAACAGCAACUGAUACCACAGAGCGGUACUUCCACCACUGUCACGUCAUUGAGCUGGACAGCAAGACUCAUCUGAUGCUUGCUUUGGGAGCAUAAGACGAUGCAUGAUAAGAUAUCAAAUUCUUCCAACAUCUGCUUGGGUGAAUCAUUGACUAUAAGACAGACGUAACAAAACAAACACAGAAAAGUCAGUGAAAUGAUAUUCCUACGACAGUACAGCUCAGAGCCAAAACCUAUGUUUCAUUUCUAAAAUGAUCCUGUGGAGGUGUGCAUGUCCUUUCAGUGGAUAUCAGAAUGCAAUCACCUCCAGAUUGGGGGUGGGGGUUGCGGGGGCGGGGGGGGGG
Molecule: messenger RNA, 2035 nt
Organism: Hemiscyllium ocellatum (epaulette shark)
Lineage: Eukaryota; Metazoa; Chordata; Chondrichthyes; Orectolobiformes; Hemiscylliidae
Product: transcription factor CP2-like
Exons: 15
Coding region: 121-1584 (487 amino acids)
Biological process (GO): regulation of transcription by RNA polymerase II
Cellular component (GO): nucleus
Molecular function (GO): RNA polymerase II cis-regulatory region sequence-specific DNA binding; DNA-binding transcription activator activity, RNA polymerase II-specific
Source: RefSeq, a predicted model, not a curated record